CAGAUCUACAGCCACCUGUACUCAGAGCAGGAAGUUUGUGAUGUGUGUAGAUGCGUGCAUGGAGCUUGUAGUGUGUGUGUCUGUUUCCUGAGCAGAGUGUGAGUGUGUGGAGAUGGUUUUAAUGUAGUGAAGAGGGAAAUAAAUUUGGGAAAGAUGGAGAGAGACGCUCAGGAGAGUGCAGAAGAAGAAGUGGACAGAAGUUCAGGAGGAGACGGAGGGAAUGAAGCGGAGGUCGAGAGUUACAACAGAGCCAAGUUCACACUCUGGGCUUAUAUCAUCUGCUGGACUGCGCUCCGACUACUGCUGCAGAAGCUGAGGAUCAGCGCCGUGGGGCAACAGGUCCAGGAAGCUCUUGAGGCCCCGAACAACCCCGGUGAAGCAGAACAGACCAAGUGCGAGCCUGAGUCAUACCCACGAGGAUGGAGAGAGCAGGAAUCGGACGGCACACGUGAGCCGUGGAAUGACCAGGAUGAGUUUUCGGCUCUGUUGGGGGUGGAACAUCUUUACCCAGGAUUAAAUUUUGAAAAUGGACUUAAGGAGACAGACUGUAAAGUGCAAGAAGGAGUGACGAACACACACUGCAGGAAGGAACGCAUCAACACACGUAACGAAGUAAACACUCAUCACGUUAACACAAACUGUGGAGCGCUCACAGACAUAACACAGGAAACACUGUCACUCUCAAUCAACGGUCUCAACACAGUAGAACCCAGCACGCAACCUGAUCAAGGAGCAGGAGAACUGAAUACACAACAUGUAAACACAUAUCAUGCACAACACGCUACCACGAAUAACACGGACGUACUGAAAACACAAGACACUGAAAAUAUUGAUAUCACAGGUAAAGCCUGCAUAGGAACAAACAAUGAAGAGAGGGCAGGUUCACAAACUACAGAGACAAAAGGUGAAAAUAUAGCAGAGUUAAAAAGAAAGGACUACAGUGAGCCAUACGAUGGGAGACAAAGCUCAUCAACAAAAUACUGUGGAGAAACAUGUCUCAAAGUCAGCACUGGUCCACAAAGGACAGAUGUGUUUAGUUUAAAUGAUUCUGGCAAGCACAACUUAGAGAGCACAAGCAUAUGCAGUGCCGAGAUACACAAAGAUAUCCGCAGUAACAUAAACACACACCUUGAUAGGUUACACAAUGCAGACGACAAGCACAUACGCAAACCAGAAAUACAUUCAUUUGACAGCAACGAGGUAGACAUCAGAGAUACGGGUGCACAAAACUGCUCUCAGGACUCAGAACCACACCAUAAAAACAGCAACAAUCCAGAUGCACACUGUCCAGAAACCUUUGUAGACACAGAAGGCACAACAUGCGUCCAACAAAGACAUAACAUCAAGUCAAGGUGCAUAAAUUUCGAACACAAGCCACCACCAUCUCAGGAUGAUGUAUGCAAUGGAAAAGCAGAUGACUCACUAAGCAGGAGUGAACUGAAGCGGAUUAAUUGCAACGGAUACUCUUCGCACACACGUGCAACAAACGAGUGCGGAAACACCUCAGGUGUGAAAGGAAAGGCACUGAACACUGCCGUGCACUGCAAAGACACUCCGAUUGUUCUCACAACAUGCAAAGACUGUAACGUAGCGGAGAUAGCACCAUCCAAAACCGAGGAAUACUGCUCAAGACACCUUAACACCUGUGAUGGUGACACAAAGUCUCACGACACACUGUGUGUAUCAGGUAUCAAAUCGUUGCAUUUGGGAACCGAACCUGUGAACUCUCCUGGGUCCGGACUUCCUCAACCGUCGAAUGGUAACCUGUUGCCUGCUUAUUCUGAAGAGACUGCUGCAGAGACUUUAUUGCACACUGAAGCAGAGAAGCAACUACAGAAAACCCCACAUGAUCAGCAGCAGGAAUUAGAGUCCAGGUUCCUGCCAUGUUCCACAGACUGUGAGGACGUUGAUGGGAUCUUUUGGCUAAACUCACCAGUCACUGCGACAGAGAACAAGAAGGCCACACUUUCCGAUACUAGGGGGUGUAAACAGUUUGUAGCCAGAAUAAACAGAUUUGAAGAGAAAGUUUGGGAGGAUUCCUCCUUUACACUCACCCUCUCAGCACAAUCUACAUCUGUGGAAAAACUUGCAGAAGGCACCCGCCUCCUCCAAAUACACAACGAGUGCAAGGAUAUUAACUCCCAUAGCCCAGAGCUCUUGAUAUCCUCCAGUCAUUCCUGUGAGAGAUCGCAUUGCUCUCUUUCCACAGAGGAGAAAGUGAAAGAACGAAGCCAGGAAUUGACAAGGUCUGAGGACGUGGAAGAUAGUCUGUAUCCAAAACAUGGACAGAGUAUAGAAGAUGAGCUUGCUUCUCCAUUGCAUUCAGCCAAGUCCAACCAUUGUGAGAUUAGGACAGAGAACUGUGUCUCAUCAAAGCCUGUUGAAACACAGGCUCCACUAUUUACUGUUUGUCAGCCAACACACACGCAUGAGCAGUGUGUCAAUGUCUUGAAUAAUCACACACUGUUUAUUGAUUUCAAACAUAAGAGAAGCACCUCUUCUCCCCAAGGGAAUGUCACUGAGAUCCCAUUUCCAGAAACUAGCGUUACUAAGACUGUUGGAGACUCCAAAGCCAGCUUUGCUGAAAAGGACAAUCCUCAAUCAGAUAAGAUUGGUCCUUGUUGGAACCUCUCUGUAUACAAUAGCACAGCCUCGGAGAAGUCAACAGAGGCCGUAGAAGCUGUAGUUUUCUGCAAUCCGUGGCUGGAACCUUUUUCUGAUGGUCCAGAAAGCGGUUCUGAGGAUGGUGAUCAAACCAGUCACCUUGCUCUGACCUUCAAAAAGAACGAGGGAGCACUUCAGCAGGGCUUGGUCAGCUUAGAUGGUCUGAAGAAACGCUCAGAUGUUCUGUGUCCUGUAGACUGGAGCAGUGAGGAUUCAGCAGUUUCUGGGCUAGGUGAAGAUUUGGAGAGCAUUCACUGUGAUUUCUACCCUCCACAGGUGGAGAACCGUGAGCAACCUACACAGAAAGAGUACCUUGAGAACAAUACAUGUUUACGCUCUGAAUGUAAUAUAGUAACCACAGGUGAUAAACUGCACAACGACCAAAAGUGUCACAUAGACUCACACUUAAUACAGUCAGUUCCUAAUGGCCUUGGUCCAUUUACACACUCCAGACAAUGCAAAGAUAUUAACCACAUACACAUACACACAUCUCUCUGUGACUGCAUACCAGAGACUGAUUUAGACUCGCUCAGAUCUCAGCCACAUCAGCCAUGUAUUGAUGUUCUUCAGUCUUCACCAGGUUAUCUGGAGACACAGAAUCCUGUCAAGCAGGGAAAACAGAAAGAACUCUCUAGCUCAACUCAGCUCAUAUCCCACAACGGCAUCAGGACCUGUCGAGAAAAAGACGACAGCUCAUUAACACUUUCUGGAGUAAAGACAAUACACUACACCCAAUCUGAGGUCCUGCUCUCCUCCAGAAGCCUGGAGCCUAUCCCAGAAACGGACUGCUCCCUGGAUAACGUCCCUAAUCCGAAUGAUGAUACUUUUCUAGGUGACAAGAAAACAGAAACUGAGAAGUUUGAUAGUGACAACAUGAAACCCUCAGAGUCAGACCAGGACAUUCUUGGGGUUGCUUCCUGUGUGCACCGUUUGUCUGUAUGCAAAGGAAAGUCUGAGGACCAGCCAUGCUCUGCUCCUUCAGACCUGAAUGAGGACAAGUCCCUGCAGAGUGAUGACGCUUCAUCAAUCAAGUGUCCAUCCACAGGAUCCUUGGAACUGGACACGAGCAGCAUUAACAGUGAGGACCAAGAGGAGCAGAGAUCUCCUGUUGCUGGUCCCACUGUGAAAUCACAACAUGCAAAAAGUAAAGUUAAGCCAUCCAAAUUCUCAGUUUUCUCCAAAAUGCCCUCGUUCAGACGAGGAAAGAGUAUCGCAAGAGAUGGGAGGGUAAGUAAGGGUGAAAUCCCACCCAGGGACUCACAGGACCGAGGGGAGGACCUUCUUUUCUAUAGGACUCACCUGACCCAGGAUGCAGGACGAGAUCCAGAGAAUCAGCCAGAAAACUCAGAUGAUGAAGUCUUCUACAAAAGUGAGGCUGGACCUAAGCAACCAGGGCUUCAGGUAGAUACAGAAGAGGAAGAGGAGGAGGAGGAGGAUGUCUUUGGUAAUGUCCAGGGGACAGGGGACAUGGAGGGUUCAGAGAUGCCACAACUUAAACAGAGCACUGGAAGUGAAUGCUCAAGCUGCAGGAGGAGCAAAAGCACAGAAGGCAUAAGCUUUCGCUUGCGUUUUGCCCAGGCCCACAAGUCUCUGUCAAGCUUAUUUGAGUCUCGUUCCGUGGAUAAGUACAAUGAGUGUCCAGAAUCAGAAGAUAUGCGAACCAAGCUUUCAUGGAGGAAGCAGAAACGGGCGAAGGACGUGGAUCUUCUAAGACGUACAAUGUCUGUGCCAGACACGGACAGAGAUGGAAAUAAAGAUAUGCAGCGCCACACUGACCCACUUAGCAAACGUGGUGUCCUGCGAGAUGGAGUCGGCACAUCCCUGCAGGACAGCAAAUCAGACGGGCGCAAUAGGAGGUGUUUGUCAAUUACGUUUAUUGAUUCCUCAGAGGCUUCACCUACCCGUGACUCUGGUUCCAUCUCACCUAUGUCCCUACUACCCAGUCAGAUGUCAUCAUCUUGUUCCAAAAUGCCACCAGGGAACAAUGAAAACCCAGAACUUCCCAUGAGACCAAUGAGUCCCAAACCAAGCAGUCCAAGGUCUGCAGGGCAGAAACAGCGAUUCCGUUACCCCUCUUCACGGGCAAACACACUUUCUCUGAUUAUUCUUGGCCAUAGUGUUAGUGUUUCAGAUCCCCCUGAGAGACCGAGGUCCCUCAAACCUAAAGUGGGCCGUCAGGGUUCUCUCAGCCCACUGGGUACCAGCAGCCACCAGGAGGAUGGCAGCAUAGACAUCCCCUCCCCCAUAAGCAUCAUUACCUCUAUUACAGACAAUGAAUUUGAGCCUAGCGUAUCGCUGAAGGUAUCUCCUGGAAGUCCUCAUCUUUCAAGUCAAUCUACAGUAAUGAAGAUGGUGAAUAGUUCUCCUGCAGGAUCGUCCAGUCAGAGGACCAGAUCCGGGUCCAGCAUUAGCACUAUUCCUAGCCUACCCAUGCAGGUUGGAUUGCAAAGACACUGUUUUAGGGAUGAUCUGUGGAUCGAGGAGAAGAAGAAGCAGCAGAGGAGGCUGACCAGGGCCACACUAAAGAGGGGAACUCACCCACUGGAGGAGCUAGAGGAAGUAAGGACCCGGCUGUCUCUAUGUGCAUUGAAAGCGUUUCCUGGAAUGCCACUCCGAAGUCUGAGCUUCUCUCACAGCACCCCCAUUGGGCUGGACUGCCUCGGCUGGAGACGACGCAUGUCCUCCCCUGCGGUGAUCCUUCCUGACGGAGCUCCAGAGAAGCUGGGUGCAGGUGAUGAGGCUGGCAGUGAAGAGGAUCUCUACGAGGAGCUACGCAGUUCAGGACAUCGCUUCCCUCAUCCAGGAGGAGCAGGAGAGCAGCUGGCCAUAAACGAGCUGAUCAGCGAUGGCAGCGUGGUGUAUGCCGAGGCAUUAUGGGAUCACGUCACCAUGGACGAUCAGGAGCUUGGCUUCAAGGCUGGAGACGUCAUUGAAGUAGUGGACGCCACAAACAAGGAGUGGUGGUGGGGACGCAUCCUGGACAGCGAGGGCUGGUUUCCAGCCAGCUUUGUCAGAUUGCGCGUGAACCAGGAUGAGCCGAUGGAGGAUUACCUGGCACAGCUGGAAGAGGCUCAGGAGGAGCAGAGCUCUGGGGUUGGGCUGCUCCUCGGACCUGGCCUUCCCUGCAAAGAGCAGAUGAGGACCAACGUCAUCAACGAGAUCAUGAGCACAGAGAGGGACUACAUCAAACACCUGAAGGACAUCUGUGAGGGUUACAUCAAACAGUGCCGGAAGCGCAUGGACAUGUUCACAGAAGAUCAGCUGUGCACCAUCUUCGGAAACAUCGAGGACAUCUAUCGGUUCCAGAAGAAGUUCCUGAAAUGUCUGGAGAAGCGGUUCAACAAGGACGAACCUCAUCUCAGUGAAAUUGGCUCCUGCUUUUUAGAGCAUCAAACAGAUUUCCAGAUCUACUCGGAGUACUGUAACAACCACCCGAAUGCCUGCGUCCAGCUCUCCAAGCUUAUGAAGCUCAACAAGUACGUGUUCUUCUUCGAGGCCUGCCGUCUGCUGCAGAAGAUGAUUGACAUUUCUCUGGACGGUUUCCUCCUCACUCCGGUCCAGAAGAUCUGCAAGUACCCGCUGCAGCUGGCCGAGUUACUGAAGUACACCAACCCCCAGCACAGGGACUACAAAGACGUGGAGGCAGCUUUAAAUGGGAUGAAGAACGUGGCCAGGCUGAUUAACGAGAGAAAGCGGCGUCUGGAGAACGUGGAUAAGAUCGCUCAGUGGCAGAGCUCCAUCGAGGACUGGGAGGGUGAAGACAUCCUCAGCAGGAGCUCGGACCUGAUCUACUCCGGAGAGCUCACAAAGAUCUCUCCACCUCAUGCCAAGAGCCAGCAGCGCAUGUUUUUCCUCUUCAACCACCAGAUGGUCUACUGUAAAAAGGAUCUGCUGCGCAGGGACAUCCUGUACUACAAGGGCAGGAUGGACAUGGACCAGAUGGAGGUGUUGGAUGUGGAGGACGGGAAGGACAGGGAGCUGAACGUGAGCGUGAAGAACGCGGUGAAGCUCCGCUCGCUCGGUGGAGACGAGCUCCAUCUCCUGUGUGCUAAAAAACCCGAACAGAAACAGCGCUGGCUCCGAGCCUUCAGAGACGAGAGGGAGCAAGUGCAGCAUGACCGAGAAACAGGUUUUUCCAUCACCGAGGUGCAGAAGAAACAGGCCAUGCUCAACGCCUGUAAAAGCCAUCCAGCUGGCAAGCCCAAAGCCGUGACCAGGCCCUAUUACGACUUCCUGCUGCGGCAGAAACACCCGACGCUCCCUACCAGCCUCCCGCAGCAGCAGGUCUUCAUGCUGGCCGAGCCCAAACGCAAGAGCUCCAACUUCUGGCACAACAUCGGCCGACUGACGCCUUUCAAAAAGUGAACGAGUGCAAGAGAGAGAGAGAGAGAGAGAGAGAGAGAGAGAGAGAGAGAGGAGCUCUCAGCUUGUGCCUGAACUUUACCCUUCUAUCCUCCUUUAAUUAUUAUUAUUAUUAUUAUUAUUAUUAUUAUUAUUAUUAUUAUUAUUAUUAUUAUUGUUGUUGUUGUUUUUUUAUUCCAUCGCCGUGGUUGUACAGACCGCUCCACAGAUUUAUUGUAACCGUGUUUGAUUUUUGGAGAAAGCACUUUAUUAAGGUGGUUGCAGUCAGGCUUGGUGACUGGCUCCCUGGGACUGUGUCAAUAUUUGUUUUUGGGGGGGUUUUUUUUUUGGGAGUCGUUUAUUUCCUGGAGCUCUGAUUAGCCCCUGUACACACUAAUAUCACUAACUUGGUGGUGUUUUUUUUUUCUUUUUUUCUCCAUGUCAGCAGAUGCCAAUUGUACACAGUGCCAGAUGAGUUUGCUUUUCAUAUUUAAGUUUGUUCCUUGUCACCUGAAAAAGUAAAUAAGAGUUAUUACAGUUACUUCCUCAUGA
This is a messenger RNA of Ictalurus punctatus (channel catfish), 7557 nucleotides long. Its product is annotated as rho guanine nucleotide exchange factor 4. The transcript is spliced from 16 exons. The record is from RefSeq and is a predicted model, not a curated record. NCBI's taxonomy places the organism in Eukaryota, Metazoa, Chordata, Actinopteri, Siluriformes, Ictaluridae. Gene Ontology annotation, molecular function: protein binding; guanyl-nucleotide exchange factor activity. Bases 154 to 7029 code for a protein of 2291 amino acids. Gene Ontology annotation, biological process: intracellular signal transduction.